This is a messenger RNA of Exaiptasia diaphana, 1236 nucleotides long. RefSeq names its product mitomycin biosynthesis 6-O-methyltransferase. The transcript has a single exon. NCBI's taxonomy places the organism in Eukaryota, Metazoa, Cnidaria, Anthozoa, Actiniaria, Aiptasiidae. The coding region runs from base 1 to 1236 and encodes 411 amino acids. The record is from RefSeq and is a predicted model, not a curated record. Gene Ontology annotation, molecular function: O-methyltransferase activity.
AUGGAGCAAACACCUCAAAAAAUGGCCGUUAGCUCCCAAGAAGCUUACGUGCUAUCCAUAAUGCAUUCUCUAUGGAAAAACCGAUCCAUUUCAGUCAUACUUGRUYUAAAGAUUCCUGAACUACUCUGCAACAGCGAAAAGCCAUCCAUGAGUAUUGAAGAGAUCGCUACAAAGUCAGGUUGUCAGUCAAGUACGCAGCUAUACGCCUUGAUGAGACUUCUCGCUCGAUGGGGAAUCGGUAGAGAGCUUGAAAAUAAGCAUUUCACUAAGAAUGRAAGCAUGGAAGUGUUAAGACGAGACAAAGGUCCAAGUGUUGGUCAUGCCUUUGCCUACUUUGCUAGUGAGGAACAUUUCAGUGCCUUGAGAUCGUUGGGAGCGUGUGUGAAGCAAGGCAAACCUGCAUUUAUUCUGGAACACGGCAUGGAUCAUUUCACGUACACAUAUGACAUGGAUCAACGCUACGAUCGAGCAAAGAUGUUUGAAGGAUCGUCUGAGCAUAUGAUAGGAAGCGAUGAUCGCAGAAAAGAGUUCCAAGAGAACUAUUCCAACAACUUAUUGUAUGAUUCGUAUUUGACAGCUGUUCCAGAUAAAAUCGGCAUGAAAACUGUUUUAACCGCUUUUCCGUGGUCCACGUGCAACAAACUGGUGGACAUCGGCGGAAACGUAGGCAGAUUUCUUGCAUCUAUCUUGAAACUGCCAGGCUGUGAGCACAUACAAGGAUAUGUUCUUGACUUGCCAGAUGUCGUCGMAGAAGCAAAAUCGAAAAUCCAAGAGCUUGGGAUUCCUGAGCGYCGCAUUGAGUUUGUCAAACAGGAUUUGACCGAGCCAUUUCCAAAUGACCUUGACGUGCAGGCUGACACGGUUAUGUGCAAGAAUACCCUUACCUUGUUUAUCAGCGAUCACAGUUUGAUGAGGAAAAUCCUGAGUAGUUGUCGCAAUCUUUUCUCGUCUAAAGGUGGAAGAGUUCUGAUUAUUGAGUACGUGGCGUCCGAGGACGAAGAUGAUAAAGUUGCAACCAAUGGAACUGAGAUGGAUGCACAAGCCAUUCAUUGGCUGAGCAUCUGUGGCUCUCCCCAGCUAACCAAGAGAGAGUGGAUGGAACAUAUCAAGGUAGUUGGUGASGAGUURGGAUAUCAUUUCAAGAAAUUCCAUGACACGUUUUCUGGAGGACAGGUUAUUCUUGAAUUAUCCUACAAACCAAUUCAUGCGAGYCAAUASAAGGRGUUCACGAACUGA